AAAAAAAAACAAGCCGCCUCCUUCCCCCCUUUUUGGCCUUGGCAAAGCAAACCAGAAAAACCACACAAAUACACAGAAGCCGCCGCCUUCCCCCCAUUUCCACAGACCUUCCAUUCUCCCCUGCUACACAGCCUCGCCAUUCCCAUAACCCCCUAAAGAGCCGCCACUCACCUUUCUUCUUACCCAUCGUCGUUCUCUCCUGACCUCCCAGCUCAACCCUCAUUUUUAUUUUGCCUUUGGACCACAACAACCGUUUCUUCCCCUGCACCCGAAGCAGCCCUCUUUGUCAACGUAGCCCCAGACCGGCCUCCAUCGAGCCCCACAGCAGCAGCAACCAUGUCCUCUCAGUAGAGACAUGACGAACACAAGAGCAAGACAUGGACGAGCAGAAGGAAACAACAUAAAUAGACGAAAACACCGAGAGACCAACCAGCAUGCCUUCCCCAUCGCCUUCGUCCCUUCGUUUCUGUCUCCAGUUUCUUCUCCUCCAGCGGUGCAACCCUUUCUUCCAUAGGCACUGUGAGCUCUGGAAAGCAAUAACAACACCUCCUCCAUCUGCACCAGCGGCGUUCACACCAGUUAGACCAACGAUGCAACUUCUUCUUCGCCAGCACAAUAAUCUCUUCACUGGCGCUUCUCAACAGCCCAGUCGUCUUGCACCGGCUACAACCGUGGGGGAAAAUGAGACAUGGGCAGCAACCAGUCGUCUCCCACUUCGCCUCCAGCCGCUGCCUCGCACGUCGCCUCUGGCAGUCACAAAGUUCAUUUCAUCCCUUCUCAACUUCAACUUGCAGAUGUCUUCACAAAAGGGUUACCAGUUGACCGUUUUGAAUGUCUUGUUUCCAAACUCGUCACCUAUUCGGUGUCUAGAUUGCGAGGGGAUGUUAGGCAAUUAUCGUAAUUAUGAUUAGUAACGGAUGGUUUAAAACCAAUGAAUGCCAGCAUAUAAUGCUUACAGCUGCUAUGCUAUUAUUAA
Messenger RNA from Populus trichocarpa (black cottonwood), 976 nucleotides. RefSeq lists its product as uncharacterized. The record is from RefSeq and is a predicted model, not a curated record. The transcript has 2 exons. NCBI's taxonomy places the organism in Eukaryota, Viridiplantae, Streptophyta, Magnoliopsida, Malpighiales, Salicaceae. The coding region runs from base 435 to 911 and encodes 158 amino acids.